GGCUCCUUGCCGGCACCUGCCUGGUCGCCCCGCCGCCUGCAGUGCCCAGCGUCUUCGCCGCGCACGUUGCGGGUCCUGCGGGGCCUGGGCUGCGGGCCCGCGAGCCCGGGGGAUGGCGUCGGAGCCACGCUGACUCCGUUUUUCCUUGGACCAAGAUGACUGAUGGAAACCUUUCCGCCUCUACAAAUGGCGUAGCCUUGAUGGGCAUUCUGGACAGUCGACCAGGAAACCACAUUCAGAACCUGCAACACUUGACUCUCAAGGCACCCAGGUCCCUCUCGUUGCCUGAGUAUGGGCCCAAGCUGAAACUCAGUGCUUUAGAAGAUCGGCACAGCCUUAAAUCGGUGGACUCGGGCAUUCCUACCCUCGAGAUCGGCAACCCGGAGCCUGUCCCCUGCAGCGUGGUCCACGUGAGGAGGAAGCCAUCUGAGCCGGAGAUCGUCCCUGAGCGAGCCUGCCAGAGUGCCUGCCCGCUGCCCUCCUGCGCGCCCCCGGCUCCCGCCGGCGCCGAGCGGGAGCAGAGCGUGCGCAAGUCCUCCACCUUUCCCAGGACAGGCUACGACUCGGUGAAGCUCUACAGCCCCACCUCCCAGAGCCUGCAGCGUAGCGACAAUGUCUCGGUGUGCAGCGUGUCUAGCCUCGGCACGGAGCUGUCCACCACGCUGUCUGUCAGCAACGAGGACAUCCUGGACCUCGUGGUCACAAGCAGCUCCAGCGCCAUCGUGGCCCUGGAGAAUGACGACGACCCGCCGUUCACCGAUGUCACCUUGAGCUCCACCAGGGAGCCCCGUGACCCCCAGCGGGACUGUGCCGGCGAAACGGAGGAGGGGGGGAAGCUGAGACUCCUGGCGCCGUUCAGUCACUUCUUUAGCAGGAAUUUGCUUGCUAGAAAACAGAAUGCAAGACUUGACAAACAAAAUGACUUGGGAUGGAAGUUAUUUGGAAAAGUACCGCUUCGAGAGAAUGCUCAGAGAGACUCAAAGAAGUUACAGCAGGAAUAUGAAGACAAGGCUGGACGACCUAGCAAGCCUCCCUCUCCGAAGCAGAAUGUGAGGAAGAAUCUUGAUUUUGAGCCUCUUUCCACCACCGCACUCAUCCUGGAAGACAGACCAGCAAAUCUCCCAGCAAAGCCAGCUGAAGAAGCUCAGAAACACAGGCAACAGUAUGAAGAGAUGGUGGUUCAGGCCAAAAAACGAGAGCUGAAAGAAGCCCAGAGGAGGAAAAAGCAGCUGGAAGAAAGAUGCAGACUAGAAGAAAGUAUUGGAAAUGCGGUCCUCACUUGGAACAACGAGAUUUUGCCCAACUGGGAAACAAUGUGGUGCUCUAGAAAAGUUCGAGAUUUGUGGUGGCAGGGAAUCCCUCCCAGCGUGAGAGGCAAGGUCUGGAGCUUAGCCAUUGGCAACGAGUUAAACAUCACCCACGAGCUCUUCGACAUCUGCCUCGCCCGAGCAAAGGAGCGGUGGCGGUCUUUGAGCACGGGAGGCUCCGAAGCAGAGACCGAAGAUGCUGGUUUUUCAGCAGCAGACAGAGAAGCCAGUCUGGAGCUGAUUAAACUGGACAUCUCCAGAACGUUCCCCAGUCUCUGCAUUUUCCAGCAAGGCGGCCCGUACCACGACACGCUGCACAGCGUCUUGGGCGCGUACACCUGUUACCGACCGGAUGUGGGUUAUGUUCAGGGCAUGUCCUUCAUAGCGGCCGUGUUGAUCUUGAACUUAGAUACUGCAGAUGCCUUCAUUGCUUUUUCUAAUCUUUUGAAUAAACCCUGUCAGAUGGCGUUUUUCCGAGUGGACCAUGGCCUUAUGUUGACGUACUUUGCUGCAUUUGAGGUAUUCUUUGAAGAAAACUUGCCGAAAUUAUUUGCUCAUUUCAAGAAAAACAAUUUAACUCCAGACAUCUACCUAAUUGAUUGGAUCUUUACUCUCUACAGCAAGUCCCUGCCCCUCGACCUGGCCUGCCGGGUCUGGGAUGUGUUCUGCCGCGACGGGGAGGAGUUCCUGUUCCGCACGGCCCUGGGCCUCCUCAGGCUAUUCCAGGAUGUCCUGACCAGGAUGGACUUCAUUCAUGUGGCACAAUUCCUCACGCGGCUGCCUGAGGACCUGCCCGCUGAGGAGUUCUUUGCUUCCAUCGCCAGCAUUCAGAUGCAGAGUCGAAACAAGAAGUGGGCUCAGGUGCUGACCGCCUUGCAGAAGGACAGCAGGGAGAUGGAGAAAGGAAGCCCGUCUCUGCGGCAUUGACAAGGCAGGUGGACUCGCACUCGGCUGGGAAGCAGGCUCCACGCGGCACCUGUGUGGCCUCAGGCGGAUGCCCUGGCAGCUCCGGAGGACGGGCUGUUUCCACGUUUGAUCCCUAAUGCUGGAGUUGGCCUUAAACACAACACAACAAACAAAAAACACUUUUAAAGAAUUAAACCAAGGCUAAGCCUUAAGAAGCUCAGUGGAAUGAUGACCAUGGCUAACCAGUGCGUAUUCUGCAUGGUUUAAAAACAGGCCAGUGGCGAAUUCCCUCCCCUCAUUUCAGCAAAAGUUAAUUAAAUUGUAAUGCUUUUAUGUCAACUACCAGAAAGUACAUUACAAUUUUUUGUUAGCCAAGGUGCAUGAGAAAUGUUAUUUGGGAGACCUCAGAGAUGUCAUUGGCUCAUAUCUACAUAUUUUAGUCGAAAAGGGACUGCUGAUUUUAGUUGCCGAGGUAAUCCUUCCAGAGCUGCAGGUCUUGUUUUUAAAGCCCGCCUACCAAAGACAGCAUGACAGGAAAACGGGCUCUCGGAGGACAGCCGCUGACUGGUGCGGUGGGCUCCCCGGAACACACACGAUCUGACCUUCAGGCUGACCUUUUACCACGUUGCCUUGACGAAAUUCCAGCACCGGGGCUGACAGCGCGUGCUCAGGUUCCGGGGGCCUCGCUGUCCCAGAGCCUGCACCCCCGUUUGUCCGGCAGUGGCGGCUCACACAGACCCUGCGACAGUAGCAAUGGGCUUUCACGCGCAGCCGGUCUCUUUGAGCCCGGCCCCUGCCUGCCCGCUGGUUUUGGAGGAGGCUGGGCCAGCACGCUUGGGGCGGGGCCGCGCUUGACCCUGCCUCACACAGUCGACUCACUGACAGGACGGCCCGGCCCCGUGAGGAGCGGGGCGCGAGCAGCACGCGUCCAGCGGCCCAAUUACCUUGGCAGGAAUUCUCAGCAUCCCUGCUGGCAGCCUCGGCCCGCCCCCCCCCCCCCCCCCCCGCCCCUUUCGCCACCUUUUUGUCCCAGCUUUUCCUUGACUCAUUUGGCGAACUUGGCUUAAAGAGCUUUGGUUAUCCGAAUUCAGAGACGUGAAGACCGUCGGCAUGGAGAAGUCCAAAGGACAGCCCCGUCCCCAUGGACACGGCUCCCACGUGCGUGCGCGCAGGUGCACCGGUCUCCAGAGUGCUCGGGAGGCCAGGCCCACGCCACUUGCCGCCCAGCCGCGCUUCUCAGCCAUACGUCCGCCCUCGGGGUGGAGCCUAACCACGGCGUUACUUUUAUAGGUUUUUCUCCACCUGCCGUGCCUGUCGAUGACUUCAGGUACAAAGCAAGUUGCCGAGCCGGUGGUCGGUCCUCAUGCCCUCCACCCUGGCUCUAUCCCACAUGUCCUUUCCCCCCUCGUGUUCCUGGCUGAACUCCCCGGGGAGCUUACAGAGCAUCCCCCACCACUUCCUGCCUCGGCCUUGAAUCGCCGACCUGCCUGACCCCUGGGAGGAGGCCUUCUGUCUCCACCGAGCUCCGGGGCAGCUGUUCCCGGACUCCGUGAGGGGCUGAGCGUAACCGGGCCGGGACGGGCCUGGAAACGGGCUGCCGGCCCCUUCACGCCCUUCCUCGCGGACAUACGUGGUCUCGUCCCAUGACGUGGGCUUUCUGUUCAUGAAAGAUGUAUAUAUUUUCUUACUGUACAUAAAGACGUUCCCGAAGUGGUGACAGAAAGCGAUGCAGCCGGGGCCACAGGCAGUUACUGCGAAUACGUUUGUGCGCCUCCACGUGCCAUCAGCCCCCCAGCCCUCAACGUGGCUGUCACACGGUUCGACGUAAAUCUCUUCGGAUAGCACCGUAUAUGCAUUGAGUUUUUAAGCAGGAUUUCAGGCCAUUCUGCAACACUUCCAGAUCUGUAGUUUAGAGGAAGUUUUCGUGACCUGUUCAGGGACCACGCAGGCUCUCUGCUGGCUGAUGUGUCCACCUCAGAGUCUGGGAAGUUCGAGGUCCCAGUCCAAGGUUGCUCAGCCACUGGCCACAGAGGGCAGAGGGCUGCCAGACAGCGCAGGGCUGCGCGUCUCUGCUUGCCAUUCUGGUUUCGGAAAACCGAAAGCAGAGUUGAAACGCAGCCCCCUCUUGGGAAGUUGGCCCUCUCCACUUCCAGUGCCACUGAUGUUCAGAAAGUGAGAUGUCAGGGUUGGGGCCUCUGCGGCUGGCACCUUAGAGUCGGUUGCCGUGUCCCCAUCAGUCACUGAAAUCCCAUCUACAACAACGUUCACUUUAAAGGGUACUUUUUAACUGCUCCGUUUUUGACUAUUUUAAAUAGUUUGCUGAUAGAAAACUCCUGAUAACACUUGCUACAUAUCAUGUUUUAAUUGCUUGUACAGUUAACCUUUAAUUUUAUUUAGGAAAGUGUAUCAAACUAGGGCUUUUUGAAUUGUAAAUACGUGGUUUUAUUAAAUAAAAGUCAUGUAAAAUUGUUGCUAAUGUUCACUGCCAUUUGGUUUCAAGUUUAGAGUUCUCACCCCAAAGUAUGGUAAAGUUUGACUUUGAGCAUCAUGCUAUUUGGAUAUUUUCAAAUGCAGUUACUUACUAGUCUCAGUUAAAUAAAAGAGGUGGUUCAGUUA
Dama dama (fallow deer) is the source of this 4829-nucleotide messenger RNA. It is a transcript of the gene TBC1D14, whose product is annotated as TBC1 domain family member 14. The transcript is spliced from 14 exons. Bases 156 to 2234 code for a protein of 692 amino acids. NCBI's taxonomy places the organism in Eukaryota, Metazoa, Chordata, Mammalia, Artiodactyla, Cervidae. The record is from RefSeq and is a predicted model, not a curated record.